Molecule: messenger RNA, 1743 nt
Organism: Radiomyces spectabilis
Lineage: Eukaryota; Fungi; Mucoromycota; Mucoromycetes; Mucorales; Radiomycetaceae
Product: WD40-repeat-containing domain protein
Exons: 10
Coding region: 30-1607 (525 amino acids)
Molecular function (GO): protein binding
Source: RefSeq, a predicted model, not a curated record
CGCUUUUUCUGUUUGCCACACUCAUUGCCAUGGACAUCGAUCCAGCCAGCCACGCUGAUGCCGAUCCUUCAACUGUGAUCACUGAACAGACCACAGUGAUUCAAACGACAAUGUCUGCUCUUUCUGAUACACAAACCACAACCGUCACCGCCACUGUGACCGAUGCUUUGAUCGAGCAGCAAGUCGAUCCUGCUGCAGCGACAGACGAAGUAGGCGAAUCUCUGGCUGAUCCAACAAUGACCGUUGGUGUGGCCAUGGAGACGGAAGCUGUCGAAAUAACAGAAGCGUCUGCGCCAUCAGGGUUCAGCAUGUUCAUCCAUGAUGUGGCGCAACCAUGCACUCUGGUCGCUUCAACCGGCGAUCGCUAUAAUACAACUGUACAGCAAUCGCUGUCAAACGAAGUUCACCUUAUCCAACAGAGAGCAUCUCCCAGCAAUGUACACGAAGCCAACAACUUUUUUCGAAACGCGAAAUGGUCGCCGGACGGCACUUGCCUAUUGACGAAUUCCGAAGACGAUGUUGUUCGGUUAUUUAAUAUGCCCCCAGGUUUGUACGGUAGUCCAUCUGAAGACAUAGAGCCAUUGGAACCUAUUUUGGGAAUUCGUGGAGGAGAAACAAUUUACGAUUUCGCAUGGUUUCCUUCCAUGUCCAUUCACGAUCCUGCCACUUGCUGUUUUCUUACUUCUGUACGUGAUCAUCCGGUUCGUCUGUGGGACGUCACCACUGGAGAGAUCCGUGCAUCUUAUUGCGUCAUUGACCAUCGGGAACGUUUUAUCGGCCCAAAUGUUGUUGCUUUCAACCUGGAUGGCUCAAAGAUCUAUUGCGGAUAUGAAAAUAUGAUUGAAGUGUUUGACGUGCAGCGUGAAGGCCAAGAAUCUACAAAGUUACCCACCAUCCCUUCCCGUCGCAGUAAACAAGGUCAAAAAGGGAUUAUAUCAUGCCUUGAUUUCAGUCCGGAUUAUGGUGGUUUGUAUGCGUGUGGAUCGUACAGUCAAUCUAUUGGCAUCUAUGAUGAAACGAACAAUGAACUGUGCCUAAAGCUAACCGGUAUGCAAGGCGGCGUGACUCAGGUCAAAUUCUCGCCCGAUGGUAGCUUGCUCUUCUCCGCUUCUCGUCAAUCCGAUGCUAUAUUAUGUUGGGAUAUCCGAAAUACUGCCAAUAUCCUUUAUGAACUGCCACGUCCAGGGAAAACCAAUCAACGCAUAACUUUCGACAUUGCUGCCAGUGGAAAAGUACUCGUCACUGGCGAUCAGGAUGGGCAUAUUCGAUUCUACGACUUGGAAAUCGGAGCAAGCGAAGAAGAAGACGAUGAGACAAGGCCCCGUCUAUUGAGAUCGUUUGACGGUCACCAAGAUAUCACGUCAUGCGUUACUUUUAACCCCGUUUAUCCUUACAUUGCAUCCACAUCCGGACAACGCAAAUUUACGGUUCCGGAGGAAAGCAGUAGUGACGACAGCGAUGAUGAGGAUGGACAAAUGAGUGAUAUGCAACAAGACGUGGUGAUUGAUAACACGUUGAAAAUCUGGCAGGUCCAGGGGCAGUAUGCAUGGUAUCCUUAUGAAACAGACACAUUCGUGGAAGAAGAAACAGUAACAGCUGAAGCAUAAAACCCACGUUCACAACUGAUUUCCAUUUAUCCCCACAAUUGUUCAUCAUGUAAUUUACAUCCAUUUGGCAGCCCAACAUCAUUCACAUUUAAAAAUCAUAUCCGAAUAGUCACACGUCUUUUUUAAAUGAGUUCAU